AGCCAUGCUUUUUCUCACCCGAUGCCCACAGUUUUGAUGCAGUGACAAACGCAAACCCCCGGCCCCUAGACUUAACCUCGACCCCCAGGUCGAAUUUCUUCCAGUUCCAGUGCUCUCUUCCCCGGGCAGAAAGCCGAUUCCUGGAGAAGAGAAAAACGGCCUUUCCCCCCACAAGAAUCCCUUGAAAUCCAAGUGGUUUAAACAAAAUAAAAUUGGUGCCAGUGAAGUGAGUUUGUCGACGUGAUACUUCUUUGUGCUUGUGUAUGCGGAUUUUUGAGUGAAUUUUACAUCAAAUGGAUAUUAACGUCAUGCAUCUACCUAAAUUAAGAAGAAAGACAUUCGUCCUACAACUUUUGUGAUGUGGGAAGUGGGUUGAACAGCGCCUAAGAUGGACCACAGCGUGAAGGCGAUGGACUCUCACCGGAAGCUGGUCUUCUCUAGGCUGGUCGACCGGCAGAGAUUCGAAAACGACGAGCUCGAGGCCCUCUACCAGCGCUACAUCUUCAAACUCCAGCACAGCUCGGUCACGUCUGUCGUCUGCCUUUUCCUCAUCCUCACAGCCCUCCUCGCCAACAUCAGCUUCGUCUACACGAGGACCCUGACAGCCCAGAACAUAUACCACAUACUACAUUGCCUUCUCUUCUUGUUCCUACUCGUCUUCCUUAGCACAAGGUACAUGCAAGACACGUACUUGCUUUGGGUGUGCUACGUCAUUCUGUUUUUCUGCGGCACCUUCGUCGUCGUCGGCCUCCCACUGGGGCCGCAAACGGGCCUAAAGCUCGAAAGCCGCAGAGUAUUCCCGGAAGGGGUUUGGCAGAUCCUCUUCGUCCUCUUCAUAGCGUAUGCUAUGAUGCCUCUCAAAACGUGGGUUGCGGCACUUUUCGGACUAGCACUUCCGCUCGUACACCUCGCUGUGAGCGCCGCCUUCGUCGAUCAGUUUCACCAUCUCCUCUGGCAACAGGUCGUUGCAAACUUGAUAAUUUUUUCAUGUGCGAAUAUCGUGGGUCUUCUGCUUCAUUCGUUGAUGGAGCACGCUCAGAGGAGGGCGUUUUUGGAUACGAGAAACUGCAUCGCUGCCCGUCUUGAAAUGGAGGAUGAAAAUGAAAAACUUGAACGACUCCUCUUGUCUGUUCUUCCGCAGCACGUCGCAAUGGAAAUGAAAGCGGACAUAAUGUCCCCUGUAGAAGGCCAGUUUCACAAAAUCUACAUCCAAAGACAUGAAAAUGUCAGCAUCCUGUUUGCUGACAUUGUCGGUUUUACUGUUCUGGCUUCUCAAUGCUCGGCCCAGGAGCUUGUGAGGCUUCUCAAUGAACUUUUUGGAAGGUUCGACCAACUUGCAAAUGACAAUCACUGUUUGCGAAUAAAGAUCCUUGGUGAUUGUUAUUAUUGUGUCUCGGGUCUUCCAGAGCCUAGGUCAGACCAUGCAAAAUGCACCGUUGAAAUGGGGCUUGAUAUGAUCGAUGCAAUCGCAUCGGUCGUCGAGGCAACAGAUGUUCAGUUGAACAUGAGGGUCGGAAUACACUCCGGCAGGGUUCUUUGUGGAGUGUUGGGCCUUAGGAAAUGGCAGUACGAUGUAUGGUCAAACGAUGUGACCCUGGCCAACAAUAUGGAAGCUGGUGGCGAACCAGGUCGUGUUCACAUUACGCAAUCGACUCUGGACUAUCUUGGAGGUGAGUAUGAAGUAGAAGCCGGCCACGGAGGGACAAGAAACCAGUACCUCAGGGAUCAUGGAAUCACCACUUAUUUCAUCGUCCCUCCAGUCAGAAGAAGAAAACCAUUGCUUUUUAACACUCUUCAAGUCAGAUCUGCAUUGGGCGCUCAACGGCGAAAAUUGAGCUUUAAGAAUGUCUCAAAUGUCGUAGUUCAGCUGCUCCAUUCCAUUAAAUAUUCAAUGGAAGUGCCAUUUUCAAACAUGGCUUCACCUGCCGAGCACAAAGCUUCAACGGCUCGAAAGGAUGCGGUAAGUGACUACAACCACCGAGGAAAAAAUGUUGAUCCAAACUUCAGUAAAGUCUUGGAUUUGCGGAGGGCCCUCCAUGCCGAACCUGGUUCGAGGCCUUUCAACCCUGCAGAUCUCAACAUCAGAAACGUCAGCCACAAGAACAAAGUCACUGACAAGUUUAAAAGGCCGUUUAAGAAAAGGCAUUCCAGCGUCUAUCAUCAACCUCAGAAUAGGGUCAACAAGUAUCUUACUCAGGCGAUAGAAGCGAGGAGUGUUGAUCGAGAAAAGUCCGAACAUGUCAAUUUGAUCACACUCGCUUUCCGAGAUUCUGACAAAGAGAAUCGGUAUCAAGCGGACAACGAUGUCGGAUACAGCACUUCGCUAGCUUGUAGCUUAGUCCUGUUACUCUUGAUCGGAGGCUUGCAAGCGGCAAUACUUCCAAGAACAAUAAUAUUAUUACUUUUAUUUCUAACAGCGUUUGUUUGGAUUGCAGUUGUUUUAAUGCUGCUAUUAGCAGUUAGGUUAAGAUGGAUAUUAUGGGACAUUUCUCAAAGUUUUGUCCUUAGAUUAGCAAUAACAGUUUUUACUAUAGUCCUCAUAUACACAGUUGCUCAAGUCAAUGUGUUUACAUGCAGAGUUGAAGUCAAUUGUCCACCUGUGAAUGCGACUGCAGGUUGGUCAGACCACAGGCUCUGCCCUCUUCCUCAUUACAUAGCAAUAUCUUGCUGUCUCGGUUACCUGUCAGUCGCGAUCUUCCUCAGACUUCCGACAUUGAUCAAAUGCUCUCUUCUCCUGCUCAUGGCCACAGUUUACACCCUACUCAUAGAAAUAUCACACAAACCGAUAUUUUCUUGCUACGACCACAGAGUCCAAGCUGCAGUUCCUUCACAUGUCGUGAGCAUUGUUUAUAUCAUGAUGUUCUUACUGGCUGUAGCUAUACAUGGACGGCAUGUUGAGUGGACAGCCCGGCUUGAUUUCUUAUGGCAAAUACAGGCCAAUGAGGAAAAGAGAGAUAUGGAUGCAUUACAGCACUCAAACAAAAGAAUUUUAUUCAAUCUUCUACCUGCUCAUGUUGCAACGCAUUUUCUGGAUAAUCAGUUUAGAAGUAACAUGAGCACUGUUUCACAGGAACUCUACCACCAGAGUUAUUCGAGGGUCGGCGUCGUAUUUGCCUCGAUUACAAACUAUCACGAGUUCUACAUGGAACUGGAAGGGAAUAAUCAAGGGGUUGAAUGUCUUAGGUUGCUCAAUGAGAUUAUUGCCGAUUUUGACGAGCUGUUGGGAGAUGACAGGUUUAGGUGUAUUGACAAAAUCAAAACCGUUGGCUCGACCUAUAUGGCUGCAGUCGGCCUGAUGCCUGAUCACCGUAUAAUAGAAAACGACGACCACAGUGCAAGCCUCUACAUGAGUCAUCUCGUUGAAUUCGUAUUCGCCAUGAGAGACAAGCUUGUCUGCAUUAAUGACAAUUCUUACAAUAAUUUCAUGCUUAGAGUUGGGAUCAACAUUGGUCCUGUAGUAGCUGGAGUCAUAGGAGCUAGAAAACCUCAAUAUGAUAUUUGGGGGAAUACGGUUAAUGUUGCAAGUAGAAUGGAUUCAACGGGUCUUCCCAAUCACACACAGGUGACAGAAGAAGUUUUUCAAGUUUUGAGAAAUCACCCUUACGAGUUUCAAUGUAGAGGUAAAGUGAAAGUGAAAGGAAAAGGAGAAAUGACCACCUAUUUUUUGACGGAUAGGAAACAACCGGGUACUAUUAGAGUAGAAGAACUUUCGAGCAUCAGAGCCGGUGGAAUGAGCAAUAUGUACGGAGGUGUUGCAACACCUUUAGCAUUCCUUCAGCAAAUACCAGAUCGAAGUAAACUUUUGAGAGUUGCUCCAAGACCUUUGGGCCCUUCACCACAACCUCAAGCUGACGAGCCUUUGUUGCCUGUUCAACCUCCACCAGUACCUGCUAGAAAUAACUCAAGGUACACGCCGCCUUGGCCUAGAAUGGCGCCUAGUUCAAGUAUACUUCCUCCACCACCGACAGAACCGCCUUUGCCACCACCAUCACAGUGUGUAAAACCUUACAUGAAGCCACUUCCUAAACCUCCGACUAAACCGAAACAAUGGACACAUUUGCAAAGGCACUAUAGUGACGAGAGUUUAAAUUCAGGAGUCCCUUAUUUAAGCCAGGCUCGAGUCCAUUCUUCGGCCGAUGAGAUCAGCUCUCUUAAUCACUCACCGAGUAUCAGUUCUUCGGAUGAAAGCUACUCUAAAACAACUGAUGCCAGUCCAAGCCCAUCACCACCGCUUCUGUCGAUUCCAGACACGAAGCAAUAUCUCUACCCGUCUGACAUUCAAGUAAAUCCUUGUUCAUCACCUGAAACGUCACCAAAGACAUCGCACGACUACAUCCCUCCUUGUUUCCUUGCAAACAACAACCCAGAGAGUCUAAAUUCAUCGCGAAGUUUUUCACCAGCCAAAAAUGGAAAUAACAACCGUGGCAAUAGCAGAGGUGCAAAAGCGCGAGAGUCCCCAAGAAAUUUCAAAACGGGCUCGAGCUCAAGUUCGAGGAAAACAAAUUCUGAAAAAGCGGUCUCAGCGCCUCUACCUUCUACGGUACAGAGUGAGACUUGUGCCAGUUUUGAGUUUUCAAGGAAGAGGAUUAAGAAGAAUAACUCUUUGGAGAAAAGCUCACCGAGAUCUGAUUCCUCGAAAAAAGACAACUCUUCUCAAACAGACUUAAAAAUGUCAACACCUGAAAGUGAGCAAGAUUUUGAGAAACAAAUCAGAAAACUCAUCGAAGAACAGCAAGAACUCACUGAACUGAGACAGCUUCAAAAGACAGUCGAAAGGCAUGAUGUAACACCAAGGUAUGUACAACAGAACACUGUGGCCCAAAUCAUCGAUCUUGCAGCAAAACAACAACACCUUUUAGGCAUUUCACACACAAUCCAUAAUAUUGAUGAAGAAGCUGUAAAUGCUGAUGGAGUCGCACAGACAGAUCCUGUAAGCGAGGAGGAAGAAUGGAAACAGACCACCACUUUUGAGGAAGAAGAAAAACGGAUAGCCGAGGAAGUACUCAAACAGGAAGAUGAAGUGAGAAGGCUGCUCGCUGAAGAAAGUCAAGCAAGAGCGGAACAGAGUGAAUGGAGCGAUGAAGAAGCAGCAUCAGAGCCCCUACUCGGUGACAGAGAAAGUACGGGGUACACAACUGAUGACCCUGCUCUUGAGAAUAUAUCCAUGAUUCACGAGACUGGAUUAACAGAUGCGGAAGGAGCACUUAGCGAUGUUAACUCCGUGUUUGAAGGAGGUAUUCAUGAUGAAGGCGAUAACACUUCCUUGUCUUCAAGGGCUUCAUCUCGCCUCCUUGACUCAGACGCUGUUCUCAGUUUAGAUUCUCUUAGCGCUCUUUAUGACUCCGAGUACGACACUUGUUAUCCUGAUGACUACAGGUACUACAACAGAGAUAUCACCCCAGACAUAACGAAUCUAGCGAAUAUAAGGAGUGUGUCUGAGAGCAUCACGAGAAAUUUUGGCCAGCCGAGAUCGGAAACGGACUCAGAUAUUUAAAAUUGAACUUUUGAAAAGUUUGUAGUUUUUAUACCGGCAAUUAUUUCGUUCGUUGAACUUAGUUUAACACCGAAUAUGUAAUUGGAGUGAAAAGCCGAUUAAUUGGUAAUGAAGUAGGAGUUUCUGUUGAAAACAAUUCGUGGAAGUUUAGUUUCCUCUUCCGUUUUGUGGAAAAGUGUACUUAAUUUUAUACAUAUAGUUUAAAAUGCUUUUAUGGCCUAAUUUAUGUUUACAUCACAGUUAUAUUUAUUUUUAUAUGUUUGUUUUUUAACAUACUUAAUUAUCUAAAUAGUAUAAUUUUCUGGUGCUUUCAUUAUUAUCAUUUAUAAAAUGUAAAUAGAAUGCUUUUGUAAAUAGUAUGUAAAUGGCAAAGCUAUAAAGCUCAGAAUAUUUACCUUGUUUGAUGUUUUUCAUUAAAAAAAUUGUUAAUAUAUAUAUUAAUUAUUAAAUGAAUCAUAAUUUUGAUUUGUAGCACUUAAAAUUUUACAAUACUUUAAUUAUAUAACUUCAGAACAUCAGUUGUGUUAUGUGCAAUUUCACAAAAAAAAAUAUAUAUAUAUGAGUGCCAGCUUUCUAGCUGUGUUGCUUCACUUGUGAUAUUCUGUGAAACUGGUAACUAGAUCUGUUUUGGAAAGGAAAUCAGGUGCCAAUGUAUACACUACUGUUUGUUAACAAAAAUCAAAUUAUUGUCUUUUUCUAUCUUCAUUCCUCGUUAGAGGUCACGUUACGUGUCAUAGAUGUUUAUAAUUAAAAUAAAAUUAAACUAAAAAUAAAAUAGACUAUAUAAAUUGAAAGUUAUUAAUUAAAUAUUAAUAAAAGAUAAAAGUAUUUUAUGAACUGAUAGUUCUUAUUUGGGACUGUAUUCACUUUAGAUCCAAUUGAAGCCCAAAAGGGAAAACACGAUUACAAUUCUGUUACAUCUUGAAAUAAAAAGGUUUUUUUUAGUUAA
This is a messenger RNA of Cimex lectularius (bed bug), 6443 nucleotides long. It is a transcript of the gene rut, whose product is annotated as Ca(2+)/calmodulin-responsive adenylate cyclase. The transcript is spliced from 29 exons. Gene Ontology annotation, biological process: cAMP biosynthetic process; intracellular signal transduction; adenylate cyclase-activating G protein-coupled receptor signaling pathway. The coding region runs from base 389 to 5494 and encodes 1701 amino acids. Gene Ontology annotation, molecular function: adenylate cyclase activity. Lineage: Eukaryota; Metazoa; Arthropoda; Insecta; Hemiptera; Cimicidae. The record is from RefSeq and is a predicted model, not a curated record. Gene Ontology annotation, cellular component: plasma membrane.